AGGGGCAGGUUGGGAUAGGAUGAUCUGUGGUUGAGGAAUUAGAUACUACCUUUUGCUCACCUUUGCCGGCCCUUUGCUUGCAUCCGCUGAGCUACUUUGUUCAAGGUCAAGUCAUUAAUUUACCAAGAGUUCGCAGAAACCACUGGACAGAGAAAGAAAUGACUACUCAGAAUUCAAAGUGUUGAGAUGUUGACGGAGGUGAAUCUGAUGUGAGAUAAAAAUCAAGUGCAAUAAUGUAAACUGAUACCAACACCAAAAUAUUGAGGAUGCAUUUUUGUGUAGUAUACCCCCAAAAAUAAAAAUGCAAAAAUUCCAAGAUUGACAAAACCUUCACGAUUUUUAACAAAGGCAAGGCUGGCAGUAGCAUCGUGCUAAGCUGUCUAUAUUUGAAGCCUGAGGAGAGAAGGAACACCAGCAAUACCAAUCCUAUGAGUUAUUAACCAGGGAGUUCUGUCGGUCAUCAUGGGUAUCCGGGGACUAAUGAGCUUUGUGGAAGAGUAUAGUCAUGAAUUCUUCGUUGACCUGAAAUUGCGGAACACAAAGAUUAUCAUUGAUGGCUAUUCUCUUUUCCACCGACUUUGCUUCAACUCUGACUUGGAGCUCAGGUAUGGUGGGGACUAUGACUCAUUUGCAGAUGUUGUACAGAAGUUCUUUGAAUCACUGUUUGCUUGUCAUAUUUGUCCAUAUGUUGUAUUAGAUGGAGGGUGUGACAUUUCAGAUAAAAAGCUGACAACUUUGAAGGAUCGAGCUAGAGAGAAGAUCCAAGCGGCCCGUUCCCUUUCCCUUGGUGGGGGUGGGAAUGUGUGUCCCUUACUCAUCCGAGAAGUGUUCAUACAGGUUUUGAUCAGGCUUAAGGUAUGUUUUGUCCAGAGCUUUUCAGAAGCAGAUCGGGACAUUAUGACACUUGCCAAUCAUUGGAAUUGUCCAGUGCUAUCAUCAGAUAGUGACUUUUGCAUUUUUGACCUGAAAAAUGGAUUUUGCUCACUGAAUAGCUUUCAGUGGAGAAAUCUGAACACUAUUAAGGACACACAAGAUUACUAUAUUCCUGCCAGAAGCUUUUCCCUUGAUGCAUUCUGCCAUUACUUCAACAAUAUGAACAAAGCUCUACUACCUCUCUUUGCGGUUCUAUGCGGAAACGACCAUGUUAAUCUGCCCAUCGUGGAGACAUUUGUAAGUAAAGUACGUCUCCCCCUUAGUUCUAAGGGGAGGAGAUAUCACCGAGUUCUAGGACUUCUGAACUGGUUGUCUCAUUUCGAGGACCCCACUGAAGCGCUAGAAAACGUUCUGAAGUCUCUCCCCAAAAAGAAUCGAGAAAAUGUUAAGGAACUUCUCUGCUGCUCCAUGGAGGAAUAUCAGCAGUCCCGGGUAAAGCUGCAGGAUUUCUUCCAGCAUGGUACUUACGUGUGUACGGACGCUUUGGGUCUGGGUUUACCAGAGUGGGUACUAGCAGCUCUGGCCAAAGGCCAGCUACCACCUUUCAUCAGUGAUGCUUUGGUGCUCCGAAGGACCUUUCUUCACACACAGGUAGAAAAUAUGCAGCAACCAAAUGCCCACAGAGUAUCUCAGUCCAUCCGGCAAAUCAUCUAUGGACUCCUUUUGAAUGCCCCAUCAUGCUCACAAGAUAUAUCCCAGAAUACAUUGCCUUCCCAGCUUCUGGCUUUCAAUGAAGUGGAAAGAAUUAAUACAAAUAUCAAAACAUCAACUGUUUAUGCAAAACAACUGCUCAAGGAUCAUUGUGACUUGAGCAAAUUGGCUGAGCUCCCCUUGGCUAGACGGCAGAUGCUUCUCUUAGAAGCCCUGAAGGUCAAACUGGUCGUCCUGGAGUCCAUCCCUACUUUUCUGAAGUUGCCCAUUGCUGUGACUUGUUACUGGUUGCAGUCCACAGAGGCCAAGGCAAAGCUCCAACAUCUGCAGGCCCUACUGCUGGGGAUGCUGAGGGAGCCCUUGCAUGCCAUCAUCAACAACCCUGGCAAUGAAGAUCAACAGAGAGGUGGUGCCAAGAUGUUGUAUGAAGAAUUACAAGAGGUGAAGGCACCCAUGAGGCCGGGUCCAAGAGUGGAUUUAGACACAGCACACGUCUUCUGUCAGUGGCAGUCCUGUCUCCAGAUGGGGCUGUAUCUCAACCAGCUGCUGUCCACUCCUCUGCCAGAGCCAAACCUAACUUGGUUGUACAAUGGAAGCUUGGUCCACGGACUGUGCCAGCGACUGCUAAUAUCCAGUUCUGCAGAAAGUCUCCUGAGUCUAUGUCCUGAGGCAAAGCAGCUUUAUGAACAUCUGUUCAAUGCCACAAGAUCAUAUGCCCCAGCUGAAUUGUUCUUACCAAAAACUAAAUCAAAGUCAAAAAAAAGGAAGCAGAAGAAAAAGGUUUCCAGCCCUGGAAACACUGCAGACAGCAGGCACUGGUGUGCCAGAAGCAACCGGUUUGGUCUGUUAAUGCUUGAAAGCUUGGAGGAGCAUGUAGAGAACUCAGAGCUUGAAUAAAGUCUGUAGUACACAGGAUUUAUAGUUCUAACUUUUAAAAUGUCUCUUACCUCUCUUGAAGCUAUUUUUUCUUUAGGACUAACCUAUUUUGAGAUAAACUUUAUAAGAGAUCAUCUAAAUUCUAAGAUAUUUUGUACUGUACUUUUAAUACAGCCCGAUUUAAGAAAUGUCUGUAUUUGUGUGUUGGGGAUGGACAGCCAUGUACUUGUGUGGAAGUCAGAGAACAACUUGUGAGAGUUGGUUCUGAUCCCACCAUGUGGGCUCCAGGGGUCACCCUCAGGUUGUCAGGCUUAGAAGCAAGUUACCUUCACCUCCCGAGCCAUCUCACUGGCUCUGAAUCAUCUGUAGUUCUUCAGCGUACUUUCACUCCUCAUGGUCCUUUUCAGAAAACAAUAGUAUUUUAUAACCUUAAUGUUACAGCAACCACCGACUAUAGUCAUAAUUUUCCAUAAAAUCCAGUAGUAGUCAUUUUAUUUAAAAAGAUUUCGGGUUUUUGGUAGGUUUUGUGGGGUUUUUUGUUUGUCUGUUUGUUUUUGAGUUUGAAAAGUAUAGGUCAUAAAAAAGUUAGGGGUCUGAGAGAAAGUUAGAAAUGUGGUAAAUUGGGCCGAGAGAUGGCUCAGCCAUUAAAGGCUAGGCUCACAGCCAAAAGUCUAAGAAAUGUGGUAAAUUAGACUACAUAUAGUUGAAAAACUCAUAGGUACACUACAGGUCAACUGUUAACAGCCCCGAACACACACAGCAUUCUGAGCUGAUACACACAGAGCAGAAGAGAAAUAAAAUCUCAGAUCAAUACUAGACUCAAGUUUUCCACAUGCUGGGUUUUGUGAAGGACUCCAACACUUCAUUUUGAUUUUUGCUGUGCUACAGUUCCAAUCCAGACCAUGUGCAUGCUAAACAAGCAUUACGAGGUAAACCCCAAGCUACUAGCCAGCAUUUCAUAAACCAAUUAGAAAAUAAUUAGAUAAAGCACCUCCUGUUUAGUGGUUGUAAAAACGUGUAUCUCCCUACAGUCAAAACUAUAGGGUGUGAUGAUACAUCCCUAUAAUCUGGAAAUCAGGAGGCUGAGACAGGAAGGUUGAAGGUUUGAGUUCCUUGGGCAACACUUUAAGCUUUGUCUUAAGAAUCCAAAUGUUCAAGAGAUGCUAUUUUAAAAGUACUAAUACCAGCUGGUUUAUGAACGUGCUGCCUUGUUAUGAGUCUCAGACAUGUUAAGAAUGAGAAAGUGGGGUAACCACAGUGGGUCAGUCUCAAAGUGCAGUCUAACCUGCACAGCAGUAGUCCCACCUGCUGUGAACCAGGGUAUAUUCCAUCAGUCAUCUUGAUGGCUGAAAAGUUGCCAACUGGGGGCCAGCCCAUUGGUAGUUCUUAAUAGUAAUUUUCUUGUUGUGGGUUGGUCUGGUGAUGCUAUGUAUUCAAAUGCUAACCCCUCUACCCCAAGAUCUGGUAGUCCCAAGUCUACUAACUUCUUUUAUAUACCAGUUCAUUGUGCAAACCUUGUUCCCCAAUUUAAAACUAUUAGUUAAAUAAAAAAUGGCUACAACCAAUUACUGGAGGGAAGAGAGGUAGGUGUAUUUUCGGUUACCUGCCUGAGGGUUGCCACAGGUACCCCACAGGUUAUCUAGCCGGCUUCACCAGAUAGUAAGAACAUAGUACUCGACUCCCAAGAGUCAUACUUGCUUAAGCUGCUUGGGAAAGGCACACAAUGAAAUAAUGAAAACAUUUAUCCACACUCUGCCAAGUACAAAGCCCACUCUUUUCUACUGAGACAAAGUCACUGCAUGUGACUUUUGGCCUGGCCUUUCUUUUCAUCUUUCUAAUUUCCUUUGUCUGACUAGCCUUUUAAAAUAAAAAUAAAAAAUUAAAAAAAAAAAAAAAAAAAAA
This is a messenger RNA of Apodemus sylvaticus (European woodmouse), 4362 nucleotides long. RefSeq names its product asteroid homolog 1 (gene Aste1). NCBI's taxonomy places the organism in Eukaryota, Metazoa, Chordata, Mammalia, Rodentia, Muridae. The coding region runs from base 463 to 2481 and encodes 672 amino acids. The transcript is spliced from 5 exons. The record is from RefSeq and is a predicted model, not a curated record.